Molecule: messenger RNA, 948 nt
Organism: Adineta steineri
Lineage: Eukaryota; Metazoa; Rotifera; Eurotatoria; Adinetida; Adinetidae
Source: the annotation of a GenBank genome assembly
AUGUUACUUCUAGGAUGGUUUUCUACUAGCAAUAUGACUAAUGCCCGAAAUCAGCACAAAGCAUCAAUAUUAUCAAAUGGGAAAGUAUUAGUUACUGGUGGAUACUAUGGUAACAAUGUCGCUUUAAAUAGUUCUGAGCUGUUUGUUCCAUCGACAAGUACUUGGAUAACUACUGGUAAUAUGGCUGAUGUACGAUGGAUUCACGCAGCCUCUGUAUUGUUGAAUGGGAAAGUAUUAGUUACUGGUGGAUGGACCGGCUCUAGUGCUCUAGAUAAUGCUGAAUUAUAUGACUCAUCAACAGGCAUUUGGACGACUACUGUUACUGGUGGACUGGACAAUAAUGGGGUUGCUUUAAAUAGUGCUGAACUGUAUGAUCCAUUAACAGGCAUUUGGACAACUACUGGUAACACGGCUGAUAUACGAUAUUGGCACACAGCAUCUGUAUUAUCAAAUGGGAAAGUAUUAGUUACUGGUGGUGGAGUCUCUAGUGGUUUAAAUACUGCUGAGCUGUAUGAUCCAUCAACAGGUACUUGGACAACUACUGGUAAUAUGAAUUAUAUACGAAGUGCUCACACAGCAUCUGUAUUAACAAAUGGCCUAGUGUUAGUUACUGGUGGAUUAGACAAUAAUAGUGUUGCUCUAUAUAGUGCUGAGGUGUUUGAUUCAUCAACAGGUACGUGGACAGCUACUGGCAACAUGAUUGAUGCACGAUAUCUUCAUACAGCAUCUAUAUUAUCAAAUGGAAAAAUAUUAGUUACUGGUGGGUUAGGCAAUGGUUAUUUAAAUAGUGCUGAGUUGUAUGAUCCAUCAACGGGUACUUGGACAACUACUAAUAACAUGAAUAAUGCACGAGCUUAUCACACAGCAUCUGUAUUAUCAAAUGGAUUAGUAUUAAUUGCCGGUGGAGGGAAUAAUAACGGUGCCUUAAAUAGUGCAGAAUUAUAUUAA